AUGGUUCUAGGAAGAAAGACCAAGCGCCAUGCCGGUGGAACAACGGUCACUACGACCACCACGACUACUCAUCAUCCACCCGACGCAGCAAUUCGCACCAAGCCUACCCUCAAGCAGCGCCUGAUGGGCGGAACACGAACCAGGCCCACCACCGCUGCACCCACACGAAGACGUCGGGUCGGCGUGCGCCGCACACCAGCGACCACCAGGACCACCCCCCGUCGCAAGACCAGCAUCGGCGACAAAGUCUCUGGUGCGAUGCUGAAGUUGAAAGGAAGCCUGACCCGGAGGCCUGGACAAAAGGCUGCGGGGACUAGACGAAUGCACGGGACGGAUGGGAGGCGAACCCGUCGAUAUUAUUAA
Molecule: messenger RNA, 363 nt
Organism: Fonsecaea nubica
Lineage: Eukaryota; Fungi; Ascomycota; Eurotiomycetes; Chaetothyriales; Herpotrichiellaceae
Exons: 1
Coding region: 1-363 (120 amino acids)
Source: RefSeq, a predicted model, not a curated record